AUGCCGGCUGCUACACCUGUUGCUUCCUCCGGUGACGGAAACCUUCGAGCCAAUGACAACAUUCGCCGUUUUGAAGCCGCCAGCAGGCCAUUGACUCCCCUGGCACACACCCUCUUCCACACCAAGACAAGAUGCUUUGUAUAUGGCAUGCAACCUCGAGCUGUCCAGGGAAUGUUGGACUUCGAUUUCAUUUGCAAGCGGAACACUCCCUCCGUUGCUGGUAUCAUUUAUACCUUUGGUGGUCAAUUCGUCAGCAAAAUGUACUGGGGUACCAGCGAGACGUUGCUGCCCGUCUACCAAAGUGCCGACAAGGCUAUGGCAAAACACACAGACGUAGACGUUGUCGUCAACUUUGCAUCGUCGCGAAGUGUCUAUAGUUCAACCAUGGAAUUAAUGCAAUACCCUCAGAUUAAAACCAUUGCCAUCAUCGCUGAGGGUGUGCCGGAACGACGAGCCCGUGAGAUCAUGGUCACCGCAAAGGAGAAGGGUGUUACAAUUAUCGGCCCGGCUACUGUUGGCGGUAUCAAACCAGGAGCGUUCAAAAUUGGUAACACAGGCGGUAUGAUGGAUAACAUUGUCGCUUCCAAACUCUACAGAAAGGGCUCUGUUGGUUACGUAUCAAAGUCUGGCGGUAUGUCGAACGAAUUGAACAAUAUUGUGUCACAAACCACCGAUGGUGUCUACGAGGGCAUCGCUAUCGGUGGUGAUCGUUACCCAGGAACGACCUUCUUGGACCAUAUGCUUCGAUUCCAGGCCGAUCCGGAGUGCAAGAUUUUACUUCUUCUCGGAGAAGUUGGUGGUGUUGAAGAAUACCGGGUCAUUGAAGCUGUGCAAAAUGGUACUAUUACAAAACCCGUGGUUGCAUGGGCCAUCGGUACCUGCGCCAGUAUGUUCAAGACAGAAGUUCAAUUUGGCCACGCUGGUGCCUCUGCGAACUCUCAGCUGGAAACUGCAGUAAUGAAGAACAAGGCCAUGAGAGAAGCUGGUAUCCAUGUACCGGAUACCUUUGAAGAUCUCCCCGAAACUCUCCGUGCCGUCUAUCAAAAGCUUGUCAAGCAGGGAAUUGUCAAGCCACAACAGGAGCCAGUCCCUCCCAAGAUUCCCAUCGACUAUGCAUGGGCUCAAGAAUUGGGUCUUAUUCGUAAACCUGCCGCUUUCAUCUCGACAAUUUCUGACGACCGUGGCCAGGAACUCUUGUAUGCUGGCAUGCCGAUUUCCGAUGUUUUCAGAGAGGAUAUUGGUAUUGGUGGCGUCAUGUCUCUCCUAUGGUUCCGGCGACGACUUCCUCCAUAUGCCAGCAAGUUCUUGGAAAUGGUGCUCAUGUUGACUGCUGAUCACGGUCCCGCGGUGUCUGGAGCCAUGAACACUAUUAUUACCACCAGAGCCGGCAAGGAUUUAAUCAGCGCCUUGGUAUCCGGUCUCCUUACGAUCGGAUCUCGCUUCGGUGGAGCCCUGGAUGGUGCUGCCGAGGAAUUCACAAAAGCUUUCGAUAAAGGUCUUAGCCCUCGUGAUUUCGUGGAUACCAUGCGCAAAGAAAACAAACUCAUCCCCGGUAUCGGCCACAAGGUCAAAUCCCGUAACAACCCUGAUCUUCGAGUCGAACUCGUAAAAGAAUUCGUCCUCAAGCACUUCCCCAACCACAAACUUCUUGACUACGCCAUCGCCGUCGAAACAGUGACGACUUCCAAGAAAGACAACCUCAUUCUCAACGUCGAUGGUUGCGUCGCCGUUUGUUUCGUCGACCUCAUGCGUAAUUGCGGUGCCUUCAGCCCCGAGGAAGCUGAAGAUUACCUGAGCAUGGGUGUUUUGAACGGCCUCUUCGUUCUUGGCCGCAGUAUCGGUUUGAUUGCGCAUUUCCUUGACCAGAAGAGACUCCGCACUGGACUCUACCGCCAUCCUUGGGAUGAUAUUACCUACUUGCUCCCAACCUUCCAAAAGGGCGCUCCUGGUGCUGAGGGCCGUGUGGAGGUUAGCAUGUAA
Messenger RNA from Ophidiomyces ophidiicola, 1980 nucleotides. It is a transcript of the gene acl1, whose product is annotated as ATP citrate lyase subunit 1. The coding region runs from base 1 to 1980 and encodes 659 amino acids. Lineage: Eukaryota; Fungi; Ascomycota; Eurotiomycetes; Onygenales; Onygenaceae. Gene Ontology annotation, cellular component: cytosol. The transcript is spliced from 5 exons. Gene Ontology annotation, biological process: acetyl-CoA biosynthetic process; fatty acid biosynthetic process; tricarboxylic acid cycle. Gene Ontology annotation, molecular function: ATP citrate synthase activity. The record is from RefSeq and is a predicted model, not a curated record.